This is a messenger RNA of Bipolaris oryzae ATCC 44560, 2046 nucleotides long. RefSeq lists its product as uncharacterized. Lineage: Eukaryota; Fungi; Ascomycota; Dothideomycetes; Pleosporales; Pleosporaceae. The transcript is spliced from 2 exons. The record is from RefSeq and is a predicted model, not a curated record. Bases 1 to 2046 code for a protein of 681 amino acids. Gene Ontology annotation, molecular function: protein binding.
AUGCACGGCCACGACCACGAAGGUCUCUCAGAGCGGACCAGGCACUUGCACGCCAACCCCGAAGACUCCGAAGAGGCCCAAACAAACAAAUCCAAGAAGAUUGAAAAGAUGAUCACGCCAUAUCUCGCAGAGCACAUUCCACACCAAUAUAACCCGCUGGGUGCCAAUGGUGGCAGACAAGACGAGCGCCCACCCACUGCAAACACAAAGUUUUGCUACCGCCACAGACCAGACCUGCUCUGCCGACGCCAGGCAGACGAGCCCUCCAUGGAACAAUUGCAGGACGAACUCGGCAGAGAAUCUCAAGGUGACCAGCAGAGCAUCGCCAACGUAUGGUCACUCUUUUCUGCUGCCCCUUCUCGACACCGCAACCUCAUGCUCCAAGGCAUUCUCGCUCAAUGCUGCUUCCCACAACUCUCCUUCAUCUCCUCCUCAGUCCGCAACCUUAUCAAGAUUGACUUUCUCGGCGCCCUCCCUACCGAACUGGGCUUCAAGAUUCUGUGCUAUCUUGAUACAACCUCACUAUGCAAAGCAGCCCAAGUCAACCGAAGGUGGAGACAACUGGCAGACGAUGACGUUGUCUGGCAUAGGAUGUGCGAACAGCACAUUGACAGAAAGUGCACAAAGUGCGGUUGGGGACUUCCACUGCUAGACCAACGUCGUUUGCGGCAAGAAAAGAGGCGGAUACAACUUCGGGCUUCAGGCCGAGGACUGAACGAAUGGUCGCCUAAUGUCACGCCUCAGCCUGAUUCCUUUGUCCCUCCCACUUCGCUUUCUCACCAACUUUCCGACGUUCCUGGCUCCCCUACAGCCGUCAAGCGGUCUGUACCAGACGAUUCAUCCUCUCCAGAAGCCUUGAGCAAGCGGCAAUGUCUCGACGCUGCACCAGGUCAAGACCAACUUACAUCCUCUUUCGAUCACCCCAAGAAACGUCCAUGGAAGGACAUCUACAAGGACCGCUACAAAGUUGGCAGCAACUGGAAAUACGGCCGUUACUCAACACGCAUACUAAAAGGACACACCAAUGGCGUCAUGUGCUUACAAUUUGACGACGAAGUUCUCAUCACCGGCUCCUAUGACGCAACUGUCAAGGUGUGGGAUAUCAAGACUGGUCAGGUGAUACGCACACUCACUGGCCACUCUCAAGGCAUUCGGUGUCUGCAGUUUGAAGACAGCAAACUCAUCACUGGAAGUCUGGACAACACCAUCAAGAUCUGGAACUGGCGGACAGGUGCACUAAUCAAGACCCUGAACGCCCACAGCCAGGGCGUCAUCGGCCUCCACAUGGCCGGCAAGCUCCUAGCAUCCGGAUCCUCAGACAACACAAUCGUAGUGCAUGACUUCACGCAAAUGAAACGCACCACCCUUGUCGGCCACACCGACUGGGUCAACUCAGUCAAAAUCGACCUCCCCUCCCGCACCCUCCUCUCCGCCUCGGACGACAUGACGGUCAAACUCUGGGACCUCGACACACACCGCUGCAUCCGCACCUACGAAGGCCACGUCGGCCAAGUCCAACAAGUCCUCCCCUUACCCCUCGCUUUCGAAAUCGACGAAAACGACUUCAUCGCAAACGCAAACAACGACAGUUCGGACACCGCCUCCCUCUCCUCCGACAUGCCUCAUUCCCUUCCCCAGCCCCUCCCUUCAUCCUGUUCCAACACUUCUUCCUCAAGCACACCCAUCGACGACUCCCUCUUCUUCCCAGAUGACCUCUCCCGCCCCGCCCCUCCCUCAUACAUGCUCACCGGCUCCCUCGACGGCACCAUUCGCCUCUGGCACGUUCCUUCUGGACGCUGCGUGCACCGCUUUUUCGGUCAUGUAGAGGGCAUCUGGUCGCUUGCUGCGGAUUCUUUGAGACUGGUGAGUGGGGCCGAGGAUAAGACGAUUAAGAUUUGGGAUCCGCGGACGGGCAAGCAUGAGAGGACGCUUACGGGACAUACGGGGCCAAUUACUUGUGUCGGGCUUAGUGAUGAGUGUGUGGUUAGUGGGAGUGAGGAUGGCACGGUUAGGGUGCAUUGUUUUGUUGGGGAUGCGGGGGUGUGA